AUGGGGUACUACCUCACAGAUGGUAUUUAUCCAAAUUGGGCUACGUUCAUUCAAGGAUUUUCUCGUGCCCAACUUGAAACGGAAAGGUUGUUUGCUAACAGACAAGCGCAUGUUCGUAAGGAUGUUGAACGUGCAUUCGGAGUUUUGCAAGCAAGAUUCGCCAUUGUACGACAACCAUCUCUGGCUUACGAUGAAGAUAUAUUAGGCGAUAUAAUGAAGGCUUGUAUCAUCUUACACAACAUGAUAGUUGAGGAUGAACGAGAUAUGUAUGUCCGAGCUGAUGUGUUACGAAGGUACUAUGAAGAAGACCUUUCGAGCUUAACCGCAACAGUGAAUAAUGGUGAACCCUUUGAGUUCCAGACUGGACAACCUUACUCCAUUAACGCAUUAUUGGGGAGAAUAACAGCUUUGCGUAGCAGUCAAAUUCAUCACUCUUUGAAAGAGGAUUUAAUUGAGCAUAACUGGCAAAAGUAUGGAGGCAAUAAUCAUUAA
Messenger RNA from Spinacia oleracea (spinach), 492 nucleotides. RefSeq lists its product as uncharacterized. NCBI's taxonomy places the organism in Eukaryota, Viridiplantae, Streptophyta, Magnoliopsida, Caryophyllales, Amaranthaceae. The transcript has a single exon. The record is from RefSeq and is a predicted model, not a curated record. The coding region runs from base 1 to 492 and encodes 163 amino acids.